GAUUUGUUAUUAACCAUUCUUUACGUUCCAUCACCUCGCUCGUUGUUGUCGCAGCGUCGUUCCCGAUCUUUCUGUCGCGCCCUUUGCUAGGGCGCCGCCGCCAUCAGGGAAGCAGAAGAAAGGCGAAAGGUCGAAGCUUCGCCGCUCUUCGUCAACAUCCCUACUCGCCUGAUCUGAUCCCGGUAUGGGGUACAUCGGGCAACAUGGAGUGGCGACGCUUCACAAGUACAAGUACAGCGGCGUGGACCACUCCCUGGUAGCGAAGUACAUCUUGCAGCCCUUUUGGACCCGCUGCGUGACGUUUUUCCCUCUUUGGAUGCCACCAAACAUGAUAACUCUUACAGGAUUUUUGUUUCUAAUGUUAUCUGCACUUCUUGGUUAUAUAUAUUCACCUCGUCUUGAUACUGCUCCACCAAGAUGGGUGCAUCUUGCCCAUGGUUUACUUCUGUUUCUAUAUCAGACUUUUGAUGCUGUUGAUGGUAAACAAGCUAGGCGUACCAAUUCAUCUAGUCCUCUGGGUGAACUUUUUGAUCAUGGAUGUGAUGCACUUGCAUGUGCUUUUGAAGCCUUGGCAUUUGGGAGCACUAUUAUGUGUGGCAGGUCAACUUUCUGGUUUUGGGUGAUUGCAGCUAUUCCAUUUUACUUUGCAACAUGGGAACACUUCUUUACAAAUACACUCAUCCUUCCUAUACUUAAUGGGCCUACCGAAGGCCUCAUGCUUAUCUAUGUUUGCCACUGGCUGACAUUCUUUUUGGGAGCUGAGUGGUGGGCACAGGAUUUCCGAAAGUCAAUUCCUCUUUUUGGUUGGGUGCCAUUUCUUCCUGAGAUCCCAGUGUAUGUCAUUGUGCUAGUUCUGAUGAUUGCUUUUGCUGUGGUUCCUACUCUCAGUUCCAACAUUAGCAAUGUCCAGAAGGUUGUCCAAGCAAAAAAAGGAAGCAUGAUUUUGGCCUUAGCUAUGCUAUUUCCUUUUGGUGUACUCAUGGCUGGAGUUCUUAUCUGGUCAUAUUUGUCGCCUUCCGACAUUAUGCGUAAUUAUCCUCAUUUACUUGUAACUGGAACUGGAUUUGCAUUCGGAUUUCUAGUGGGAAGAAUGAUCCUUGCUCACCUCUGUGAUGAACCCAAAGGUUUAAAAACUGGAAUGUGCAUGUCCCUGCUGUUUCUUCCACUUGCCAUAGCGAAUGCUCUCACUGCCAAACUCAACGAUGGAGCUCCUCUGGUCGAUGAACAAGUGGUUCUUGUUUUCUACUGUCUAUUCACAGUGUCGCUUUAUCUGCACUUUGCAACCUCUGUCAUUCAUGAGAUCACAAGCGCGCUUGGCAUUUACUGCUUCAGGAUAACCAGGAAAGAAGCUUAAGCAAUUCAACACGCAGUUUGAGUUUCCAUCAUGACACAACCUGAUAUUUUGUCAACUUGUUUCGUUUACUUCGUGGAGAUUUGGAGCAACUGAAGCAAGAUUUGAGUUGAACUAGGGAAUAUUACCACUGUUUUUGUAUGUUUCCGACUGCAAAGUCUCAGAAGCUAAUAUUACGAUUGAUUGUCCACACCUUUGAUUGAGGGGUCAAAUAAACUCUUUAAUUUAGAAGUAUUUGAAGAACAGAUAGAUGCUGAUGCAGAUUGGAUGUCGUGCAAGUAAAUUAUUUGGUGUAGGAUUUGAUGAUGAUUCAAUAUCAUAGAUUUUGUCCAGUUUAGUGUUCAGAUUUCGUUAUUUUUGUCAACCGGGCUUCCAAGUAUAAGUCUGUAUCAGAUGAACCUUUUUAUAUUAUUUGGUAUUGAAGAGUAAUUUGAGAUUUGUUA
Messenger RNA from Zingiber officinale, 1794 nucleotides. RefSeq names its product choline/ethanolaminephosphotransferase 1-like. Bases 185 to 1354 code for a protein of 389 amino acids. Gene Ontology annotation, cellular component: membrane. NCBI's taxonomy places the organism in Eukaryota, Viridiplantae, Streptophyta, Magnoliopsida, Zingiberales, Zingiberaceae. Gene Ontology annotation, molecular function: phosphotransferase activity, for other substituted phosphate groups. The transcript is spliced from 19 exons. Gene Ontology annotation, biological process: phospholipid biosynthetic process. The record is from RefSeq and is a predicted model, not a curated record.